UUCCCAACUCUAGCUACAGCUACUGUGUUACCUGGCUAUACGUACAUAGCUAGCUCCUUAACCUCCAGGCGGUCGAAAUCGUAACGACGUUGGCAUGGCGAUCAGUGUAGCUAUGCUUUGGUUACUCGGUACUGUCGUGUUAACAACGUUGGCGUCCGCAGUCACCCCGCCCGAGGGCUCCAAGAAUCGCCACUACGAUUUCGUUAUAAAAAAGACUAACUACACAAGGCUGUGUCACGAGAAGACCGUGCUCACCGUGAACGGCCAGUUCCCCGGUCCGACCAUCUACGCGCGCAAGGGCGACAUCGUCGUCGUCAACGUCAUCAACCAAGGCAACAAAAACAUCACCAUCCACUGGCAUGGUGUGGACCAGCCAAGGAACCCGUGGUCCGACGGCCCGGAGUACAUAACACAGUGUCCCAUCCAGCCCAGCGCCAACUUCACCUACACGGUGAUCUUGUCCGAAGAAGAGGGCACGCUGUGGUGGCAUGCGCACAGCGACUUUGACCGCACCACCGUCCAUGGCGCCAUCGUCAUCCACCCCAAGAAGGGUACCACCUUUCCCUUCAAGAAGCCACACAAGGAGAUACCUGUCAUCCUCUGUGAGUGGUGGAACGCCGAUGUGAACCGUCUGCUCCAGGAGGCCAAACGGACUGGUGGCGAGGUCAAUAUUUCUGAUGCGAACACCAUCAACGGCCAGCCGGGAGACCUGUUCCCGUGCUCCAAGAACGGCACCUUCAAGCUGCACGUGGAGAGUGGCAAGACGUAUCUGCUCCGGAUCAUCAACGCGGCACUGGCCAACGAGCUCUUCUUCGGCAUCGCAGGGCACCGUCUCACAGUGGUUGGCACAGACGCGCGCUACACCAAGGCGUUAACCGUCGACUAUAUCAUGAUCUCGCCGGGCCAGACCGUGGACGCGCUCCUGGAGGCCGACCGCGCCGCGAACGGUUCGUCCAAUUGCCGGUACUACAUGGCGGCACGGACGUUCGCGUCGAACACCGGCAUCGACUUCAAUAACAGCACCGCCACAGCCAUCGUGGAGUACACGGACGCGCCACGUGCCACACGCGCGGGCACGCCGGACUUCCCCAACCUUCCAGCCGUCAAUGACACCGGCGCGGCGACGACAUACACAGAGCAGCUCCGGUCCUUGGCCAGCAAGGACCACCCCGCAGACGUGCCGGCCCAUGUCGACGAGCACAUGCUCAUCACCAUCGCCGUCAAUGUGCUCCCAUGCACGGGCAACAUGACGUGCGAUGGUCCACUCAGCAGCCGCUUCGCCGCUAGCCUCAACAACGUAAGCUUCCAGACCCCCUCCGUCGACGUCCUCGAUGCCUACUACGGCUCCGUCCGCGGCGUGUACGAGCCAGACUUCCCCGACAAGCCGCCCUUCUUCUUCAACUUCACCGACGACAAUGUCCCCACGGAGCGCUGGUUCACGAAGCGCGGCACCAAGGUGAAGGUACUCGAGUACGGAGCCGUGGUGGAGGUGGUUUUCCAGGACACUGCCAUUCUAGGCGCCGAGACCCACCCGAUGCACCUGCACGGAUUCGCCUUCUACGUGGUGGGAAGAGGGUUCGGGAACUUCGACAAGCACAAGGAUCCGGCCACGUACAACUUGAUCGACCCGCCGUACCAGAACACCGUCUCCGUGCCGAAGGCUGGUUGGGCCGCAGUUCGCUUCCGUGCUACAAAUCCCGGUGUGUGGUUUAUGCACUGCCACUUCGAUCGUCAUCAGGUUUGGGGGAUGGACACUGUGUUCAUCGUAAAGGAUGGCAAGACCCCCGAAGCUAAAAUGAUGCGCCGUCCUGCGGGCAUGCCUAGGUGCUAACUUGCGUGAUUAUACGGAGUGUGAUAGCAUCAGUGUUACAGCACAAUCCAGAAUAUAAUUAUGGGUCUGUCUAGGACACAUCUAGAUGUGACAUAGUUAUGUCACAUCUAAGCUGAUUUUCACUCUGUUUGUGGUCUAUUUUUUUGUCCUAGUUUUUUUUGUUUCUUGUUGAUGCAUUAUAUACUUGUGGAAGGUUAGAUGUGAUAUCCUUAAAAAACAUCUAGAUGUGAAUUAGACAAACUGUAUAAUUAUUGUUUAGUUAAUUGAUGAAUUUAUUUUGCGUUUUUUAAGAAUAUAUAUCUGGAAGACUAAACAGGUUUGUUCAAUUUUUAUUAGGAUGAAUAGGAGAAGAUCUUUUUGUCAUUCUAUGAUGUAAAUUCUGCUUUGUAUUCAGUUCUUAAAAGUAAACAAGUAGUGGUAUUUUUGGAUACUUGCAUA
This is a messenger RNA of Triticum urartu, 2269 nucleotides long. Its product is annotated as putative laccase-9. Gene Ontology annotation, molecular function: hydroquinone:oxygen oxidoreductase activity; copper ion binding. Gene Ontology annotation, biological process: lignin catabolic process. The record is from RefSeq and is a predicted model, not a curated record. Lineage: Eukaryota; Viridiplantae; Streptophyta; Magnoliopsida; Poales; Poaceae. Gene Ontology annotation, cellular component: apoplast.